AUGAUCUCCACCAGAGCAGCAACACGGGGAUCAACAACCUCAAAGCGGGCUACAGCUCAGCUCAUCAAAUCCUUCAAGAGCUACAAUGCCGGCUAUCGACCCACCUUCGUUGCGGUACAGCACUUCCAAUCGCAAGUUGGCCAGAGGCACUUUACUUCAUCACCCAACGGUGGAGCAAAGAUCAAAGAAUUCUUCGAGAAGCACCCGACAGAGAAGGUUCGCAAGACGCAUGCAGCAUGGCCUCACCCAGUAUACACCGAAGAGCAGAUGAAUCAAGUCACAAUUGCCCACCGCGAAGCAAAGACCAUGUCUGACAAGGUCGCCCUCAUCGCCGUCAAGAUCCUACGUUGGGGUCUCGAUAAAGCAACUGGAUACAAGCAUCAGAAGGCUGUGGACGUGGAUGCUAAAGAUCCACUGGCCAAGCGAAAGGCUUUUGCCAUGAACGAAGAGAAAUAUCUGAUCCGGAACGUCUUUUUGGAGAGUGUUGCUGGCGUGCCCGGCAUGGUAGCUGGCAUGCUUCGACAUUUGCACUCAAUGAGACGAAUGAAGCGCGACAAUGGAUGGAUCGAGUCCCUACUCGAAGAGAGCUACAAUGAACGAAUGCAUCUUCUCGUCUUCCUGAAGAUGCAACGGCCAGGACGCUUCAUGCGCCUGAUGGUAUUGGGUGCCCAGGGAGUUUGGUGCAAUGCCUUAUUCUUCGCCUACCUCUUGAGCCCUCGUACCGUCCACCGAUUUGUAGGAUAUCUCGAAGAGGAAGCCGUCAUUACAUACACCCGCCAGAUCGAGGAUCUUGACGCAGGCCGCCUGCCAAAGUGGGAGAAGAUGGAGGCACCCGAGAUCGCGGUAGACUACUGGCAGAUGCCUGAAGGCCACCGCACAAUGCGAGAUCUGCUCCUCUAUAUUCGCGCAGACGAGUCCAAGCAUCGAGAAGUUAAUCACACAUUCGGUAACCUCGAUCAAAAGGAAGACCCUAACCCAUAUGUGAGCGAGUACCGAAACCCAGAGGAGCCUCAUCCGACAAAGGACCUUGCGCAUAUGAAGCCUACUGGCUGGGAGAGACACGAGAUCAUCUGA
Alternaria postmessia is the source of this 1074-nucleotide messenger RNA. RefSeq names its product Alternative oxidase, mitochondrial precursor. The coding region runs from base 1 to 1074 and encodes 357 amino acids. Lineage: Eukaryota; Fungi; Ascomycota; Dothideomycetes; Pleosporales; Pleosporaceae. Gene Ontology annotation, cellular component: mitochondrion. Gene Ontology annotation, biological process: alternative respiration. The record is from RefSeq and is a predicted model, not a curated record. Gene Ontology annotation, molecular function: alternative oxidase activity. The transcript is spliced from 4 exons.